Molecule: messenger RNA, 933 nt
Organism: Hyaena hyaena (striped hyena)
Lineage: Eukaryota; Metazoa; Chordata; Mammalia; Carnivora; Hyaenidae
Product: olfactory receptor 7A17-like
Exons: 1
Coding region: 1-933 (310 amino acids)
Biological process (GO): G protein-coupled receptor signaling pathway
Cellular component (GO): membrane
Molecular function (GO): G protein-coupled receptor activity; olfactory receptor activity
Source: RefSeq, a predicted model, not a curated record
AUGGAACCAGGAAAUGAUACACACAUUUCAGAAUUUCUUCUUCUGGGAUUUUCAGAGGAACCAGAAUUACAGCCCCUCAUAUUUGGGCUUUUCCUCUCCAUGUACCUGAUCACUGUGUUUGGAAACCUGCUCAUCAUCUUAGCCGCGACCUCUUCCUCCCACCUCCACACGCCCAUGUACUUCUUCCUCGCCAACCUGUCCUUUGUGGACAUCUGCUUCACCUCCACCACCGUCCUGAAGAUGCUGUGGAACAUCCAGACUCAGAGUAAGUUCAUAACCUACGCAGGCUGCAUCACACAGGUGUAUUUUUUCAUACUCUGUGCAGGAUUAGACAUGUUUCUCCUGACUGUGAUGGCCUAUGACCGCUUCGUGGCCAUCUGCCACCCCUUGCACUACACGAUCAUCAUGAAACCCACCUUCUGUGGGCUGCUGGUUCUUUUAUGCUGGAUGGUGGGCAGCCUGAAUUCCUUAGUACAAACCCUAAUGGUGUUGUGGCUGUCCUUCUGUAGAGAGGCAGAAAUCUCCCACUUUUUCUGUGAAAUCAAUCAAGUGGUCCGACUUGCCUGUUCUGACACCUUUCUUAAUGACACGCUGAUGCAUUUUGCAGCUGGAUUGUUGGGUGGUGCUUCUCUGGCUGGGAUCCUUUACUCUUAUUGUAAGAUAGUUUCUUCCAUACGUGGGAUCUCGUCAGCGCAGGGCAAGUAUAAAGCAUUUUCCACCUGUGCGUCUCACCUCUCGGUUGUCUCCUUAUUUUAUUGUACGGUCCUAGGAGUGUACCUUAGCUCCGCUGCUACCCAGAGCUCCCACUCAAGUGCAACAGCCUCGGUGAUGUACACGGUGGUCACUCCCAUGCUGAACCCCUUCAUCUACAGCCUGAGGAACAAAGACAUGAAGAGAGCUCUGAAAAGAAUUGUCAGGGUGCCAGUGACAUAA